ACGGCUUGAGCCUCUGAGAGGGUGGCGACGUCGGGCCAUGGGGCUGGGUCGGGUCCUGCUGUUUCUGGCCCGCGCCUUCCCUUUGACACUCCUGGGAGCCGCCGCUGAGCCUCACAGUCUUCGUUAUAACCUCACAGUGCUGUCCCGGGAUGGAUCUGUGCAAUCAGGGUUUCUUGUUGUGGGACAUCUGGAUGGUCAACUCUUCCUGCUCUGUGACAGGCAGAAAUGCCCAGCAGGGCCCCAGGGACAGUGGGAAGAAGCAGUCCGGAGAGCUGAGCCCUGGCACACAGAGAUCGAGGACUUGAUAGAGAACGAGAAGAACCUCAAGAUGACCCUGGCUCAUAUUAAGGGGAAGAAUGGAGCCUUGCAUUCCCUCCAGGAGAUUAGACUCUGUGAGAUCCAUGAAGAUGGUAGCACCAAGGGCGUCCGGCGUUUCUACUAUGAUGGGGAGCUCUUCCUCUCCCAAAACCUGGACACUCAGGAAUGGACAGUGCAUGAGUCCUCCGGAGCUCAGAUCUUGCCUAUAAACAUCACGAAUGUCUUGAAGGAAAAUGUAAAGAAAGCUGGCGCUGUGCGGGCAGACUGCCGGCAGAAACUGCAGGGAUAUCUGGAAUCCCUGGUGUGUGUCCGGAGAACAGUGCCCCCCAUGGUGAAUGUCACCCGCAGUGAGGAUUCAGAGGGCAACAUCAAGGUGACAUGCUGGGCUUCCGGCUUCUAUCCCCCAAAUAUCACACUGACCUGGCGUCAGCAUGGGGUAUCUUUGAGCCACAACGACCAGCAGUCAGAGGGUGUCCUGCCUGAUGGGUAUGGAACAUACCAGACCAGGGUGAACAUCAGGAUUCGCCAAGGAGAGGAGCAGAGGUUCACCUGCUACAUGGAACACAGUGGGAAUCACAGCACUCACCCUGUGCCCCCUGCUCAUGAGCCUGCAGGUCCUGGAUCAACACGUGGUUGGGACAGGAGACCACAGGGAUGCCGCACAGCUGGGAUUUCAGCCUCUGAUGUCAGCUCCUGGGCCCACUGGCUCCACUCAGGGCACCGAGACUCUGCAGCCAGGCGGCUAGGACUCAGCUCCCUGUCUGGAUCUCACCAGCACUUUCCAUCUUGGUGCCUCAGUUCCCUGGCCUAUGUAGCAGAGAACAUAAGAAUGGUGUCAUCUUCACCUCUGGAGAGAUCUCUGUCACUGUGUUCAGGGAAAGGACCAGCCUCACUCCCCAUGCAGAGAGGAGGCUCUGGCUGUGAUCCGGCCUGUGGAGGGAUGAGGACCCGCUCCCUCUACAAUGAUGGCCAAGAACCUGCAGGUGACAGGGCAGCUUCCGCUCAAGUGUGUCCUAUCAGGUUCUUCUAGGCAUCACAGAAUAGACCAGGGACAUUGCCUCCAGUGACAUGACCACACCCAGAAGUGAGGUGGCCCUGCCAGGGGGUCCUGGGGCUGCCACGUCUUUUGGGAUCUCAGUGUCUGGAGAGGGGUGUGGAGAGCAGGCUUUGUGCAAAACAUAACCGUGUCCUCUAAAUUAUUUUAUGCUCCAUUAGCUUUUUUGUCAUA
This is a messenger RNA of Cebus imitator (Panamanian white-faced capuchin), 1546 nucleotides long. Its product is annotated as MHC class I polypeptide-related sequence B-like. Gene Ontology annotation, biological process: antigen processing and presentation of endogenous peptide antigen via MHC class I via ER pathway, TAP-independent; immune response; antigen processing and presentation of endogenous peptide antigen via MHC class Ib. Gene Ontology annotation, molecular function: peptide antigen binding; signaling receptor binding. Gene Ontology annotation, cellular component: external side of plasma membrane. The coding region runs from base 38 to 1348 and encodes 436 amino acids. The transcript has 6 exons. The record is from RefSeq and is a predicted model, not a curated record. NCBI's taxonomy places the organism in Eukaryota, Metazoa, Chordata, Mammalia, Primates, Cebidae.